AUGGCCACUUCUCUCGCUGCCCGCCAGGCCAUCGCCUCCCUCACCUUCAGCGCAAGCGUGCGCGGCACUGCGCUCUCCACCCCUCGCCUCACCGCGACCCCCGCCGCCGCCGCGGUCCCCCGCGGCCUCGGUCUCACCACGACCGCGCUUUUCUCCAAGAAGGUCGCCGCCACCCCGGCGAAAUCCGCGAAGGCGGCUACCACCAAGAAGCUUCGCACGGAGGAUGGCAUCUUCGGCACGUCCGGCGGGUUCGGCUUCACGAAGGCUAACGAACUCUUCGUCGGCCGCGUCGCCAUGCUCGGCUUCGCCGCGUCGCUCCUAGGAGAGGCCGUCGACGGCAAGGGGAUUCUCGGACAGCUCAACCUCGAGACCGGAAUCCCUAUCACCGAAGCCGAGCCGCUCCUCCUCUUCUUCAUCGCUUUCACCGUGCUCGGCGCGGUCGGCGGGCUCGGCGACCGCGGGCGAUUCGUCGACGACGAGGCGCCGCGCUUCGUCCCCGCGAAGCCCGGGAGCCUGCGGUCCGUGCUGGGCCUCAGCGAGGAAGGCCCGCUCUUCGGAUUCACCAAGGCGAACGAGCUGUUCGUGGGGCGCAUGGCGCAAUUAGGGUUUGCCGCGUCGCUGGUGGGGGAGGUUAUCACUGGUAAGGGCGCGCUUGCUCAGCUUAACAUUGAGACGGGCCUGCCGGUUUGGGAGCUCGAGCCGCUUCUGCUUGGGAGCAUUGCGCUCUUGUUCGUCGCGGCGAUCAACCCAGGCACGGGCAAGUUCAUCAACGACGACGAGGAGGAGUAG
This is a messenger RNA of Closterium sp. Yama58-4, 789 nucleotides long. Lineage: Eukaryota; Viridiplantae; Streptophyta; Zygnematophyceae; Desmidiales; Closteriaceae. The record is from the annotation of a GenBank genome assembly.